This is a messenger RNA of Aspergillus affinis, 1203 nucleotides long. Its product is annotated as ankyrin repeat domain-containing protein. Gene Ontology annotation, molecular function: protein binding. NCBI's taxonomy places the organism in Eukaryota, Fungi, Ascomycota, Eurotiomycetes, Eurotiales, Aspergillaceae. Bases 1 to 1203 code for a protein of 400 amino acids. The record is from RefSeq and is a predicted model, not a curated record. The transcript has a single exon.
AUGGCACAAACUCGGGCUUCUAUAGCCCGUCUACCCUAUGAGAUCGUGUUUAUGAUAGCAGAACUCCUGGCUCUUAACGAUGUAAGCGCCUGGCUACAAACAUCGUCCUGUUUCUCCCAAGUGUUAGAGUCUUUCCUCUAUUCUCGAAUAGCCACCCACAUCCUUACUUCCAAGAAGUCAGUGCUGGCAUGGGCUGCCGAGGAGGGACGGAUAUCAGUGAUAGAGAAAAUCUACGCCAACACAAACGCUUCAAAGAUACCGACAGAAACAAGCACUCAGGCAUUAUGUUACGCGGCAAAACAUAAUCACCUGGAAGCUGCUAGACUCCUAUUAAAAAUGGGAGGGAGUGUGAACGAUAGAGCCUGCAUCAAGUUUGCCUGGGAAUACACAGCACUCCAUGAAGCAGCAGCGGCGAGCCAUAUCGAGAUGGCUCAAUUGCUUAUGGUGAAUGGCGCAAGCAUACACGCAACUGGCUCCGCAUGCGCUAUGUUUUCCGACGACACCGUCCUAGAAUUGGCAGCACUGCACGCAAAUCUCGAGACAAUCCAGUUUCUCCUUGACGCAGGAGCCGAUAUCAAAACGGGGGGCGUCAUCAAACGCGCCGUUCAGUCUCAAAGGGUUGAUAUUGUUAGAUUCCUACUCGACCAAGGCGCCAGACAUCAUGGACCUUACGAGAAUUCGACGCCACACUUAGUCCAAACCAUUGGCGCGAGCAACAUACCCCUGUUGAGACUUUUUCUUGAACGGGGUGCCGAUCCGAAUGAACAGUGCGGCAGGGCUCUGCAGGACGCGGCGGAGUUCGGGGAUGUGGAGAUCGUCAAAAUACUUCUGGAACACGGUGUUGAUAUCAAUGCCGUAAAUGAUCAUGAGGGUAACUCAGCCUUACAUAUAGCAUCUCGGGUGCCUGAGAUUGAUCUGGAGGAGCCUUUUUCGCGAGAAAGGGUUGUCGCGCUGCUUUUGGAUCGCGGUGCUGACCCAUAUCUGUUGAAUUGGCAUGACGAGCCACCGCUUGAGGAAGCCCGAGCCUGGGGGAAUCAAGAGAUCAUUAAAUUACUCAAGGAGGCAAUGAGAAAACUUCGCCCACAUGAGAUAAGAUGGGUAGAGAGUGAGAAUGAAGACGACGAAGAAAAAGAGGAUGAUGACGAUGAAGCUAAUGAUGAAAGACAUAAGAGCCCUGUCGUUCUUGAAAGGCAGGAACAAUAG